Amyelois transitella is the source of this 4472-nucleotide messenger RNA. RefSeq lists its product as uncharacterized. Bases 258 to 3944 code for a protein of 1228 amino acids. The record is from RefSeq and is a predicted model, not a curated record. Lineage: Eukaryota; Metazoa; Arthropoda; Insecta; Lepidoptera; Pyralidae. The transcript is spliced from 20 exons. Gene Ontology annotation, molecular function: calcium ion binding.
CAUUAAAAACUCUUGGAAAGUUAUAAAAAAUAACCAAAUUAUUUCCUUAUUUCAAACAAUUUGUUAGUGAAUGUGUGUUUUAUAAGUGUGUGUUAUUAACAGUGAAUGUAUGCAUUAUCGUAAUGUGAAAGUUUUCUUUCCAACAAAACUGUGAUCAUUUUUUAACAUCAUUUAUCCUACUUUCUGUGAAAACAGCUGUUUUAAAUUAAGAAUACACCCAAAUGUAAACAUACAGUGAUGUGACGAAAUGUGACGUAAUGGGAUGGACAAAAGCGUGUGUUAGUAGUGACAACAAGAUGGCGGGCGUCGUGAAAUGGCGGCCAAGAUGGCGCCGUGCCGCCAUUUUGUUUGUGGCGUUGCUGCAAGUUGUCAACGGUUACGAAGAAAUGUACACAAUAUCGCAUCUGUCGCCAAAGUCCUCAACAGACCAGCUGUCUUUGGAUACGGUCCUGCAAACGAGUCAGAUAGAAAACCUAGCAUUUAGUAUAGAACCUAGCGCCAAAAUAGAAGGCAUAGAAGAUUUCUUACCAGAUGAUGUUAUAAAUGAUGUAGAAAAAGAAAACCAUUUGAGAGUAGAAAGAUCAGCGGAUCCAAACAGAGAAUCAAGAUCAAUUAACAUUGACGAGAUACCAUCGUCUAACAACGAAAUUGACAACGAAUUAGAGUUACACAACAAAAGGAAGUAUUACGAAAUACGUCCGACUAGAACCAAUGAUUAUUUGAGAAGCAAUGAUGAUAUUAUAAUGUCCUCUGAGGGUUUUGGGGAUAGACUGGAGUUUAGGUUUCCGGGGGAAGCGAAAAGGGUCCCGAUAGCUCGAGCAUUGCCGGUGCCGGGACCCAGGAUCAAGCCUACUGCAGUGCAGCCGACGUUUGCGACGGCAACUUAUAGAGAACAAGGCCGACAGAACACGGAAAUUCAAAACAUAAUCACUGGCAUUGUCAAACUUCUAAAUGGAAAUGUUAAUGUACAAGCAAAUUCUCAACUGUUAAACGGUAGGCCUGGUAGACCCAUGGCUUCCAGAAUAAAUAACAGAGGCCCACCGAGAAUCUCUGAUGUACCACCUUUGCCUGAAUUCGAGAAAGUUACUCCGCCAGCUCACGCUUAUCACCCUACCAGGACACCGCCACCGUAUCCUUUCGAUAGACCACCUCAUCAAGGUGUCAAUUUGCCUGAGCAAAUUGUACCACCUCUUAAUCACAGACCAGGUAUCUAUAGACCUAUGCCUCCAUGGCAGAGACCUAGGCCAAGGCCGCCAAUGAAGAGGCCUAAUCCUGGUCUUCCUAUGUACAAACCUACCUUACCUUUACCUCUAGAUCUUCCCGAAGAAGACAAAAGGCCAGAGGGAGAGGCCGCUAUUAACGAAAACGAGCAUUCUGAAAACAACAUUCAUCACGAAGACACAGAUCCUGAACCUGAGACUCAAGAAGAUAAAAUAACAACCAUAUCUGACACAACUACCUCAACGUCAACAACAACAGAAGCAACAACACCAUCAACUGAAAAAACUACAACAGAGAAGACGACCACAGAAAUUACAACAUCAACGGAAAAGUCCACAACCACGACACAGAAACCUACCGAGAAACCAAAGACAACGACUGAAAAACCAAAAACUACAACUGAACGAGCAACAACAGAGAGAGUAGCAACAACGUCGACAACGGAAAAAGCUAAAACUGAAAAGCCGGUUAAAGUUGACAAAGAAAAGAAGAUAAACACAUUGGAAAAAGAUAAGUUCGUUAAAGAUAAAUACAAAAUUGUCGAUGACAAGUCACAGAAUAGGACCAAAAACGAGACUGCGGUAGAAUCUAUAAUUGAAUCGUCUAUUUCUGAGAGUAAGCCGUCUGUUGCUUCAUCCAUUGCGGCGCCGACACCAACUGAAGGUUUGAUAUCGCACGCUCCAGUCGUCAAUGUAUCGGCUACACAGAAUGAUAUUGCUUCAUCGACAAUAAACUCUCAACCAUUACCACCGUCCCAAGGUAUACCUUACCAGCCGUACCGCCCUCGUCCAGGCAUAGUUCUGGAUGACCCAGACUUUAAACCCCACGGAUCAAGGUACCGCCCCGAAGCAUCAGUCAUCACGGCCGCUGAGACCAGACUGCCAGGUUACGGGGAGAUAUUUGACGUGACCCUCACUGCUAUCCAGGGGGAGAAGGGGUCGGGGGGGAAGAAUAUUGUACACAUCGGUAACCGCCCAGCGGUUUCCGAUCACGACGACAUCAUAGUGUCAGCGUCUGGAGAACAAGGGUUUGUGUCCAUCGACGGGAAAAGGACAUAUCUGAACUUGUUCGACACCAGCGCCACGGCCAGCAUCAGGCCGACCAAAGUGCAGAGCUUGCCGCAAUCUGCCCCACCACAAACCCCACCACCUCUAGGCCCAGCGUUGGGCACCGGCGUCGCGAUCCCCACAGACGAUGUCCCACAGCCGCCCAGAAGACCAGCGCCAGCCCACAGACCUAACACUGGGUAUAGAAGACCCCAGCCUACGGUCAGGAUCGACACAUGCAUCGUUGGUGAUGAUUCCACUUGUGAUCAGGCGCAGAAUGAGAUGUGCAGAACUGAAGCUGGUAUAUCUAGCUGCCAAUGCCGCCCAGGGUUCUCUCGGCGUCUCCACCGCGACCCGUGCCGGAGGGUGGUGGCGCUACUCCUCAGUCUGAGGGUUGACAGGCUCUAUGAUAGGAAGGUGGUGUGGGACCCCAAGUUGUCAGACAAGGAGUCUGAUCCGUACCAACAGCUAAGCUACGAAGCUAUCAGAGCUAUCGACUCUGCGUUCUCAAUGACCCCCUUCUCUGAUGACUUCAUGAGCGGCUCUGUCAACUCCAUUCAGCGCGGUGACGAGAAUCAUCAAGAGGUGUUCGUUAAUUACACCAUCUUGCUUCAAGAAACCCCAGAAACCCAACGUCAGGCGAUUGCUACAGACAUACAAAAACACAUUCUUGGCGUCAUCAGAAGAAGAUCGAACAACGUUGGCACUUCAGCUGUGUUUGUUGACACUCCAGCGGGCAGUGUGUUGCCAUUACGAGAUGUGGACGAGUGCGCGUCUUCCGACUUGAACGACUGUCACCAGCUGGCAUUCUGUACCAACACGUGGGGUGGAUUCAGAUGCGCAUGCCCAGACACGACGCUGGACGGGAUGCCCCAAGGCCGCCCGGGGAGGGAGUGCCGCGCCUGCUCCCCCUCCCACUGCAACGAGAGGGGGGAGUGUCGGUACAGCAACAACCAGCCGUAUUGCAGUUGCUCGUCAGGAUACUACGGCUCGACUUGCGAAGUUGACGGCGAAGUGGUGGGGGUGGCCGUGGGCGCCUCAUUGGCUGCAGCUAUCGUCAUCGCGUUGACUUUGGCGUUCCUAUUGUCUUGGAGUCGCAAAUGGUCCCGGGAGCAGAAGGCCGCCGGCAUGGGUUCCCCAGUGUUCAGCUACAUGGCGGCCAGCACCAUCAAAACCCCACCAGUGGGUCAGCCGCCUUAUCAGAUAUCGUUGGAGGAGCGCAUGCGCUGGGCGCAAAUCGCAGAGGCUAUGGCGCAGACCAAUCACUACGCGCAAGCUGAACCAGCUAUGGCUACCAGACCUUCAUCAGCUAUGUUCGGGGGAUACCCCACACUACCACCCGUUCCGAUGCCCAGAAUGGGCAUUCAUGGACAUCACAAUGGCACUCUGAACACUGUCGCAUCCAGGGUCAAUACAGUCGCGUCGCAUCACAAUUUGUAUGGUUACACCAACCACAUGGCGGCGGAAUCCACCAGCUCGGAAGCAUCAAGUCAUGUGCAGGAAAGAGCUGAUCUCCUUGUGCCGAGGCCCAAGUCUAGAGCUAGGAGUAUGCAUAACCAAACGGGAAUCUACUACGACGUGGACUAUGAGAACGCACCAGAAGCUAUAUACGGAACUAAAGGUAUACCCCUGUCUACGUACACGUUGACUAAGGGACCGCCGUACUACAGGUCAUAGUAUAUGUAAGUGUUGGUGGUCUGAUUUUUUAUGUCAUAAUAAUUAUAUGUAUGUAUAUGAUAUGGUGCUGGGUAUAAGAAUAUAAUUUAUAUAAAAAUGUAUGCCGUGUGAUUUCAGGCAGUUUAGAAUUGAACAACUCCAUAUUUUUCACCAUGGAUGUCGUAAAAGGCGACUAAGGGAUAGGCUUAUAAAGGAAGGAUUCUUCUUAUAGGCGAUAGGCUUGCAACCUGUCACUGUUUGAAUCUCAAUUCCAAUAUGAAGCCGUACGGCUUAUUGUGGCCUUUCAGUCUUAGAGCCUGUAAGCUCUGUCUACCCCGCAAGGGAUAUAGACGAGACUAUAUGUAUGUAUACAGGGAUUUAAUUGAUAUGAGGUUGAUACCUUUCGAUUCGUCAAAUCAUAUACUACCACAUAUAAUAUAUUAAUAUCUCAUUUAUUAUUUGUAUAAAAUUUUGUUAAAAAUAUCCCCCAGCACCCAGCACCAACCUUUCUAUAAAAUAACGAAAUCUAUAUUUGUACAUAAGACUGCU